CCGGAGCUGGCGGCCAUCUUCCGGGUGAUGGCGGACCUCCUCGGCGACCCGGCGUGGCCGCAGCUCCACCCGCGGCCCUGCACCGACACGCCAUGGCCAGGCCUACAGUGCGAGCUUGCGCCCGACGACACGUGCGUGCUCCGCGCCACCCGCCUCCACCUGGGCCCCGACGUCGCCACCCCGCCCUGCAGGCCCGGGGCCAGGCUCAACCCCGCCUCGCUGCGCGGCCUGCCGCACCUCCGGACGCUCUCCAUCUUCGUCUGUUUCGGCGCCGCCCAGGCCCCCGUCGAGUUGUCGCCCGCGCUAUUCACGUUGUCGUCCUCGCUCGAGCAGAUCGUGCUCAAGUCCAACCCUAGCCUCACCUCCCCCAUACCGGCGACGUUGGUUAUCAUUGUUUUUGAGGAAAAAAUGGCGUAUUAGUAUUGACACAUCGCGUAUCCAUAGGAAGUCUCGUAAUUGAUUAAUAAUAUCUUGUUGACCACAGGUGUAGCUAUUAGACAAUAUAUGGGUUUGAUAUAUGAACAUGUAUGGUGUUUAGUUGCUUCUUCUAUUUUGUUCUAAUUGAUGAAUAAAAAAUGAAUGGGUCUUUCCCUCCUGUCGGGAGAGCAUAUCUCAUGAAAUGAUCUAAAAUUAAUUACUAUUAAUACUUUUAUCAGCGGUGUUCGUGUACCGUCGCAACGCACAGACAACUAACUAGUUAUACUAUAUGCUGCUAAUCAAGCUAACAGAAAUGCAAUACAAAAAGCUAUUGUAAUGAUCCAAAUAAUUUCACGAAAUAAAACACAGAAACUCCCCUGAAGUCCUACGACUGUACUUUUUCAUUGCAGGAAAACUAAAAACAAGUUAAUAGCAGCACAUAAUAGAAUUAACAUCUUCAAAAUGA
Molecule: messenger RNA, 883 nt
Organism: Zea mays
Lineage: Eukaryota; Viridiplantae; Streptophyta; Magnoliopsida; Poales; Poaceae
Product: receptor like protein 29-like
Exons: 1
Coding region: 28-420 (130 amino acids)
Source: RefSeq, a predicted model, not a curated record